Molecule: messenger RNA, 618 nt
Organism: Hibiscus syriacus
Lineage: Eukaryota; Viridiplantae; Streptophyta; Magnoliopsida; Malvales; Malvaceae
Product: stemmadenine O-acetyltransferase-like
Exons: 2
Coding region: 1-618 (205 amino acids)
Source: RefSeq, a predicted model, not a curated record
AUGGGAAUCCAGUUCAACGCUUUCGACUGUGGUGGAAUUGAGAUCGGUUUGUGUAUUUCUCACAAGAUCGGCGACGCGUCAUCGUAUUUCGCGUUUUUGAAUACAUGGGUAGCGAUUUCUCGUGGGGAUAAUAAGAACAUAGUUACGCCUGAAUUCGUAUCGGAUAAGCUUUUUCCGCUGCAAAACUUAUCGGCGCCUGAAUUGUGGUUGACGCCGACGAGUGAAAAGAACUUAGCUACAAAAAUGGUGGUGUUUACUUCAUCUAAAAUAGAGGAAAUCAGAGCAAAAUAUACAACUGAAAAUGAAAUCAUCCACCCUUCACGUAUUGAAGCAAAAUCAGCUUCCAUAUGGACUCGUUUCAUUGCUUCCAUUAAAGAAAAACCAAGCCAUAAUGAGUUCUACGUGAUUCUUCAUACAGUUAAUUUACGCACAAGAUUUGAGCCGCCGCUUUCAGCUCAGUUUUUUGGGAACAUUUUUCACCUUGCAAGAACAGUUCCUUCCAUGGACAAGGAAGAAGACGAUGGAUCAUAUAAUCUGAAUCUGGUUGUUUUCAUGGAUACUGCAAAUGGUGAUGGCAUAGAAGCUUGGAUUCAUCUCAAGGAAGUAGACAUGGCUUAA